Messenger RNA from Oncorhynchus masou masou (cherry salmon), 2158 nucleotides. Its product is annotated as low density lipoprotein receptor adapter protein 1-B-like. Lineage: Eukaryota; Metazoa; Chordata; Actinopteri; Salmoniformes; Salmonidae. The transcript has 9 exons. The record is from RefSeq and is a predicted model, not a curated record. The coding region runs from base 162 to 1100 and encodes 312 amino acids.
CCCAGUGGGACGAAUAUGAUAAUGUUUCUAUUCUGGGCUGUCUUUGAAACAGUAGUGGGGGGAAACCACUGGAAAAGUUUGGGAGAGUGUGACAAACCAAGCUCUCCGAGAGACAAGAAUCGAAACUCGUUGGGCUCUUUGCCCCAAUUUUGGAUUACGACAUGGACGCUUUGAAGUCGGCUGGAAGGGCAAUAAUUCGGAGCCCCAGUCUCGCUAAACAGUCAUGGGGUGUGGGCAGACACAAAAAGCUGCCAGAGAACUGGACAGACACACGGGAGACCCUGCUGGAGGGCAUGGUGUUCCAGCUCAAGUACCUGGGCGUCACGCUGGUGGAACAGCCCAAAGGAGAGGAGCUCUCCGCAGCCGCCGUCAAGAGGAUUGUUGCCACGGCCAAAGCCAGUGGCAAGAAACUCCAGAAAGUGACAUUAAAGGUGUCCCCUCGAGGAAUCAUUCUCUACGACUACGCCUCGAACCAGCUGAUUGAGAACAUCUCCAUAUACAGGAUAUCCUACUGCACAGCAGACAAGAUGCACGACAAAGUGUUUGCCUACAUCGCCCAGAGCCAACAGAACGAAACUCUAGAGUGCCACGCCUACCUCUGCACCAAGAGGAAGGUGGCCCAGGCAGUGACGUUAACAGUGGCCCAGGCCUUCAGAGUGGCGUUUGAGUUCUGGCAGGCCGCCAAAGAAGAGAAGGAGAAACAUGCGAAGUCUGGGUCAGAUGGGGAAGGAGCAAGUAGUAGCCAGUCGGAGAGCUCGUCCAGACUGGGCAGUCUGAAGGGAGGAGAAGUGGCCACAGGGAACCUUCUAGACUUGGCAGAGGGAGCAAACGUGGCGCUGCUGCGCUCGGGGACAAAGGAGAGCGAACCAGACCCAUUCAUGACGCACAACCACACCACAGAGAACAACAAUACUGUAUGGGAGCUUGAGGAUGGUCUGGAUGAAGCUUUCUCAAGACUUGCUGAGUCUCGCAAUAACCCCCAGGUCCUGGACAUUGGGGUAAACCCUCAGGACUUCAACACUGAAGAGUGCCUGUCCCCAGCUAACUGGGACAAAACGGAUGCAGACAACGCCGAAAAAGACUAUAUGUUAGGGUUCUAAGGGUGGAGCCACUGCGGAAGCAAGGCAUCGAGGGGGAGAGCGAAAGAUGGAGAAGGAAAGCGAUGGGGAUGUGGGUGAAAGCAGUAGAGAGGCAGUGACUGUGAGAUGUCUGAGAAAGAAUAGCAGGCCUAGUGGAGUUUGUACAUGAUUCGCCCUGAAAGUCCACUCAGUGUUGCCAUCUUGAGGGAUGUGACUGUUAGUGUGUCUAACUGACCAACCAGGAGGGACCUACCGGAGUCUAGAGCCUCCAGAACUAAGACCAAAGCAAUACAACCAUUUUGUUUUCAUUUCAUUUUAAACAUCCAGUCAUCUGGUGUUUGCUACAUUCAAUACCCCAUUAUUCAAUUAGCCUCUGUCUCUACUGACUGGUAGGUUUUUACUGUAUGUAUGUGUUUAUAUACAGUAUACAUAAUCUGACACAAACUGAGCUAUAUUUUAUCACUUGUUUAGCAUUUGGUGAAGGUGCAUUUAAGCGUUAGAGGCAGAAAAUAAUGUGUAUACGGGCUUUAACAAAAUGUACUUACCACAGGAGGCUGCUGAGGGGAGGAUGGUGCAUAAUGGCUGGAAUGGAGUGAAUGGAACGGUAUCAAACACAUGGAAACCGUGUGUUUGACGUGUUUUCAAUUCCAUUUAUUCCCUUCAAGCCAUUACUAUGAGCCUGUCCUCCCCAAUUAAGGUUUCACUGGCCUCCUGCGUUACUUGCAUACACAAUAUGUGGGUUGUGUGUGUAUAAAGAAUCUUAUUUUUAUUCUAUUGCAAAAUCUAUUUUUGCAGUCUCCACUCAUCCCUCUACAAAGCACAUACUUCCGUUGAUUGUUAUUAUAAUAACCAUCUAGCUCUUACAUGUACCACUGUAAUAUUGUCUAAUCUGGUUUGUGCUCAUUUUGAUAGUUUACUUGACAGUUUGGAGAUUUCAUUUUGAAGAUAUUAUAUGAGGGUUUGAGUUGAGUUCAAGUCUCCGUGUUAAUAUCGCUGACAUUUUUUGAUACAGUUUGAAAGGCAUUUUUAUAAUUUCUCGUAUUAUGUUACCUCUGAAUUCAAUAAAAUGUAUGCAUCAG